AUUUUCCGUUGGAGGUUUCAGAGCGCCAGACAGUUCUGCUCCGCGAGAAAAAUACAUCAUAAACAUCCUUAAACUGGUGGGAUUUAUACACUUAUAAGUUAAAGGAUCGAGGACGCGAAGUGAACACCGUUAUUAGGCUCGUCUUGGGUCUGUCUGCGGACCUCGAGUCUCUGCAGUCAUGUCUUCGUCCAUGAAUGGAGGAAAACGGGAGGAAAAAGGCAAGAACAUCCAGGUCGUCGUCAGAUGCAGACCUUUCAACACGGUGGAGCGCAAGUCGUCCUACGGGGUCAUCGACUGCGAUCAGAACAGGAAGGAGGUGACCGUGAGGACGGGAGGCCUUAACGACAAGGCGGCUCGGAAGACCUACACGUUUGACAUGGUGUUCGCUCCGGCCGCCAAGCAGAUCGACGUCUACCGCAGCGUCGUCUGUCCCAUCCUGGACGAGGUCAUCAUGGGCUACAACUGCACUGUGUUUGCUUACGGUCAGACUGGAACUGGGAAGACGUUCACCAUGGAAGGAGAGAGGAGCCCCAACGAGCAGUUCACCUGGGAGGAGGACCCUCUGGCCGGCAUCAUCCCACGAACGCUGCACCAGAUCUUCGAGAAGCUCUCCGAGAACGGGACCGAGUUCUCGGUGAAGGUGUCGCUGCUGGAGAUCUACAACGAGGAGCUGUUCGACCUGCUCAGCCCCUCGGAGGACGUCAACGAGCGGCUGCAGCUCUUCGACGACCCGCGCAACAAGCGUGCCGUGGUGGUCAAGGGCCUGGAGGAGGUGACGGUCCACAACAAAGAUGAAGUCUAUCAGAUCCUGGAGCGAGGCUCUGCCAAGAGGAGGACGGCGUCCACGCUGAUGAACGCAUACUCCAGCCGCUCCCACUCCGUGUUCUCCGUCACCAUCCACAUGAAGGAGAUCACCCUGGACGGGGAGGAGCUGGUGAAGAUCGGCAAACUCAACCUGGUGGAUCUCGCCGGCAGCGAGAACAUCGGGCGCUCAGGGGCCGUAGAUAAACGGGCUCGUGAGGCGGGAAACAUCAACCAGUCCCUGCUGACGCUGGGCCGAGUGAUCACCGCCCUGGUGGAGAAGAGGCCUCACGUCCCGUACAGGGAGUCGAAGCUGACCAGGAUCCUCCAGGACUCCCUGGGGGGACGUACGAAAACAUCCAUCAUCGCCACGGUGUCUCCGUCCUCCAGCAACCUGGAGGAGACUCUGAGCACGCUGGAGUACGCCAGCAGAGCCAAGAACAUCAUGAACAAACCGGAGGUCAACCAGAAACUCACCAAGAGAACCCUCAUCAAGGAAUACACGGAGGACAUCGAGCGUCUGAAACGGGACCUGGCCGCCUCGCGGGAGAAGAACGGCAUCUACCUGUCGUCAGAAAACUACGAGAGCAUGAUGCUGCAGAUCACCUCUCAGGAGGGGCAGGUGGGAGAAUACGUGGACAAGAUCACCAUCAUGGAAGACGAGAUUAAGAAGGUGACCGAGCUGUUCGUUGACAACAAGGCCCAGCUGGAGCAGUGCACCGUGGUCCUGGAGGAGAAGCAGCAGAGGCUGGAGGAGACGAGCAGAGACCUGCAGCAGACCCAGGAGAAGCUGAUGGAGGAGGCCUUCAUCAGCUCAGAGCUCAGCUCCACGCAGGAGUCUCUGUACAACACGGCCGGACAGCUCCUGAGUGCGGCGGACGCCAGCACCAGCGACGUGUCGGGCCUCCACGCCAAGCUGGACAGGAAGAAGCAGGUGGAGCAACACAACGUGCAGGUUCAGCAGAGCUUCGCCCAGCGGAUGGACGGAGCCUUCAGCAGCAUGCAGCGCUGCGCCCAGCAGAACCGGGCCAAGCACCACGACAUGCUGAGCGGCUACGCCAAGGCCGUCGACGGGCUGCUGGCCGGGAACGAGGCGGCGCUGGACGGAGCCGUGGCCACCGUGGAGUCGUUGGUGGGCGGAGUCGGGUCUCUGGUGGCGGGCGGCGUGGCCCGCUGCAGGGAGAAGGUGCAGCAGCACGAAGCUCUGUGUCUGCAGGACAAGGAGGGUCUGCUGCAGCUGCUGGAGGAGCACCAGCAGGACAUGGAGGAGGUUCUGGCCACUCGCACCCUCAUGGGUUUAUCAGCUCUCAGCGACAUCAGCAGCGCCCUGAAGGCGUCGGUGGAGCAGCAGCGAGCUCUGGCUGACAACGUGGAGGCCAUGAAGGAGGUGGGUGUGUAUUUCAGCGGUCUGGUCCAGGAGCUGGCGGCUCUGCGGCAGACGGCCGUCCAGGGCCUGACCGGCCUGCAGGCCGAGCACGACAAGCUGGAGGACGAGAUCCGGCGGGCGCAGGACCGGCACGAGACGGGGAUGAAGCAGACCAUCCAGUGUCUGCAGGACCAGCUGAACCUGCUGGGCCUGCAGGUCCAGCAGGACUACACGGACCUGCGCUCGGCCUCCCGGGCCCUGCAGAAACCCGCGCAGAGCCUGCAGGAGAGCCUGAGCAGCGGCUGCAGCUCGGUGGAGCAGCAGACCUCGGACCGGGCCGACCUCCUCUGCACCACGUCCUCCUCCCUCGCCGCGUCUCUGCGAGACUCGGCCGGCGAGAACCAGCAGGUUCUGGAGGAGAUGAGCAGCUACUGCUCCGGCCUGCACAGCUCCGUGUCCGGUCUGGUGGAGCGGGACCUCCAGUGGAGCCAACGGGUCAGGGAACACGCCGACGCCCGGUCCCAGGAUCACCUGUCUCUGCUGGAGAACACCUCCACCGAGACCCGGACUCUGUGUCAGAGCGUGGAGACUCACUGCACCGACCAGCUCCGGACGGCCAGGGAACAUCUGUCCAGCCGGCAGGAGGAGGCCAAGCAGGCUCUGCUCACGGUGCAGAACCAGACCCGUCUGGACCGGGCUGCCGUGGACCAGCAGCAGGCCGGGCUGGAGGAGAGCAUGGAGGCGGGUCAGCGGCUGGUGCAGAACUUCCUGCUGGAGGAGCUGCAGCAGGACAACCCCACCGGUACGACGCCGCAGCGCCGCGAGUUCGUCUACCCGCGGGACCUGAGCAAAUCCCGGACCCGCGGCGAGCUGCUGGAGACGCUGCGGAGGAAGCAGCAGGAGCUGCGGUCAGCCAUGGAGGAAGAGGAGGAGGAGGAAGAGGAGGAGGAGGAGGACAAACGCAGCCAGGUGGACCACGAUUCGCUGGAGGAGAUGAGCAACUGCAACGAGAGCGUCGCCACGGAGCCGUCCUUCAUCGACGAGAACCUCGUCUUCAACGAGACCAAGAGAGUUCCCUUCUUCAAGCAGAAGAAAGGCGGGAGGAAGGACCCGAAGGCGUCCAGCAGACCCAAGUCUGUAGAGGACGACGCCACGCCGACGCCCCACAGGUCCAGACUGCCGCUGCGCUCCCAGAACUGAGGCACAACACCGGUUUCUUUUUAAUGAUAUUCUUUUAAAGACAUUGUUUAUUUUCUACUUGUACUGUUUUUGAUUUGUGAGUAAAAUAAAUAUUGAUUAAUCCUU
Messenger RNA from Cololabis saira (Pacific saury), 3472 nucleotides. It is a transcript of the gene kif11, whose product is annotated as kinesin family member 11. Gene Ontology annotation, cellular component: spindle microtubule; nucleus. The record is from RefSeq and is a predicted model, not a curated record. Gene Ontology annotation, molecular function: plus-end-directed microtubule motor activity; ATP binding; microtubule binding. Gene Ontology annotation, biological process: microtubule-based movement; mitotic spindle assembly. Lineage: Eukaryota; Metazoa; Chordata; Actinopteri; Beloniformes; Belonidae. The coding region runs from base 179 to 3367 and encodes 1062 amino acids. The transcript is spliced from 27 exons.